UUGAGAGCGUAUAAAAAAAUUAAUAGGUUGUUACACUUACGCCUUGUCUAACGUUAUCUCAAUAGUAAAUACAACAUGUGUAUAGAUUAAAGUUUAAGUGCGCAGACAGAAAGAAUACCAGGUCCGAUGUCGGUACAGAAGUGAGCAAUAACAGUAUCACUCCUACCACAGCGAUGCCUAACACUCUGAAAACUAGGUCCUUUUUUGUAUGCGGUGCGUGUUGCGCAGUGUUAAAUUUCGUUUCUGUAAGUUAUUAGACAAGCCCGAAUUUUGUCUCUAUUCUCGAUUAGGAAACACUACCCAACGUGCAGGAUGAAUUCGUCUGUUCUCUGCCUUUUUCUCCUGGUAGCUGGAGCGACGACACUGGCAUUGGCAACAACGCCUGCACACACUACCGGUAACAAAGCAACCACAAAAGCGACGGUUCAUACCACCACUGAAAGACCGAAGACGACCCAUAGUCAGCCCACCACCGCACGAAAGACUACCCAUAGUCAGCCCACCACCGCACUGAAGACGACCCAUAGUCACCCCACUCCUGCUCCAAAGACGACCCAUAGUCAGCCCACCACCGCACCGAAGACGACCCAUAGUCACCCCACCACCGCACCGAAGACGACCCAUACCCGCCCCACAACUGCACAGAAGACAACCGCUAACCACACGCCCGGAAAAACCACCAAAACCCCAACCCAUACCACCGCUGCGUCUGCUAAUACCACAUCCAAUGCAACUGGUUCAACUGUUGGUCCAAAAACACCGGAGCUCACAACAGUUCCCGGACCAGAAAAUGUUAUACCCACUUACCAGCUUAAGAAUGGCAGCGAGGUCUGCAUGUUGUUCGUCUUCAACGCAACAUUGACAAUCAAAUAUGAAACUACAAACAAUCAGACCGGCGUGGCCACAAUUCCCAUUGGCGGAAAUAUCAACGGGACGGACACUGAGUGGACCCUGAAUUCAAUAUGUAGGGGUGAUGCAUUUAGGUAUUUCCAACUUUCUGCAGGCUAUGCUGUACCUAACUCCAUUGCGACUGGUUAUGCGUCCUUGGGUUUCAAAUUCGACAUGAUCCACCCGGAUAAGCCCUUCUACAGUUUAUGGAUCCUGAAUGCCACCUGGUCGUAUUUCGAGCCGUUCUUCCCACGAGAUGUAAAGAACUACGGAAAAGAAGUGUGGGCAGCUAACGCAUCUGUGUACGCGGGCACGAUGGGGAAGACGUUUGGGUGCCAGACCCUCAAAGUCAAACUGACCAGUAAUCCGAAGCUAGAUGUGUCGAUCAUUCUGGAUCACGUGAUGUUACAGCCUUACGCGGACCAUGCCAACGGUACAUUUGGUGACGUGGAAGAGUGUACUAAGCCAAACCCGACGACCAUGGAGCCGACCACAGCCAACGCAACUAUGGCCACCACGGCGUUCCCUCAUCCCCCCACCAAGCCCAGCCCCAACAACGGGGGCAUGAUCGCCGGCAUAGUCAUCGGUGUGUUGGCCUUUGUCGUCCUCAUCAUUGGAAUCGCCGUGUUCGUGGUCAGGAAGCGGAGGAUGAAGGAAGCAGCCUACGGCCACCUCGACGAGGAACACAAGGAUUACGUUCACUAGCUCAGCGUCCUGAAGCGCCAGGAAGUCUACAGUUUUGGACUAUUGAUAAAAUGGCUUCUGAUCCUUGUUAUAAUUGAAAGUGUUUUUAAAGCUAUA
Molecule: messenger RNA, 1689 nt
Organism: Patiria miniata (bat star)
Lineage: Eukaryota; Metazoa; Echinodermata; Asteroidea; Valvatida; Asterinidae
Product: mucin-3A-like
Exons: 6
Coding region: 313-1593 (426 amino acids)
Cellular component (GO): membrane
Source: RefSeq, a predicted model, not a curated record